CAAUUCGGCACUCAAGUUCCCGGCGAACUGCUUUAGAAGUGACACCUUAACUGGAGUCCCGCUGCAGAAAGUAAAAUGGCUUUGUGCAGUGUUGGCCGUCCUUUACUCCAGAACACACAACGUGCUUCGGGAUGUUUUUUUAAGCGCAAGCAGACAUUUUGCUGUAAAGCCAAUGUCGCCCAAGAGGAGGAGGUUCGGUUGAAGCUGCGGUUGUUUCCGGGAGGAUCCAUAGAUCUUCAGAAACAAGAGUCAGGCAUUGCAUUGAUGACGGUCAAUAAUCCAUCACGAAUGAAUGCCUUCUCAGGCAGCAUGAUGAUUGAACUGGAAGAACGGGUGUGUGAGCUAGAGAGCUGGACAGAAGGAAAAGGUCUCAUUGUGCAAGGGGCUGCUGGAACAUUCUGCUCUGGGUCCGAUCUGAAUGCAGUCAGAGCAAUAUCAAACCCACAGGAUGGCAUGAAGAUGUGUAUGUUCAUGCAGAACACACUUACACGACUCCUCAGGUUGCCCCUUAUCUCUGUGGCUCUGGUUGAAGGAAAAGCACUGGGUGGAGGUGCAGAACUUGCUACUGCCUGUGACUUCAGGUUGCUGACAUCUGAUGCCGUGAUCCAGUUUGUCCAUAAACACAUGGGCUUGGUGCCUGGAUGGGGUGGAGCUGCGAGGCUGGUCAGAAUCGUUGGCAGCCAGAAUGCCUUAAAAUUGCUCGCUGGUGCGAAGAAAGUUGAUCCAGACUUUGGACAGCAGAUUGGAUUAGUUGAUGGUGUGUUGACUGUCGGUGAAGGAAACUCUCUGGUGGAAACAGAGCGAUGGCUGAGCCAGUUUACAAAGGGCUCAGCUCCUGUAAUCAGGGCUGUGAAGAAGGUGGUGUUAUCUGGCAGAGAGCUCUCUCUGGAUGAAGCUCUCACAACUGAAAGACAUGUUUUUGGGACCGUUUGGGGAGGACCAGCCAAUCUCGAGGCUCUGGCACUUAAAACAAAACACAAGUGAGAGAAAUGUGGUUAGGAAAAUCGACAUCUUGAACAUAAAAACUAAAGCCUGCACCUUGGAUAAAGAAAAGAACCAGUGACUUUGAGAAAACAAAAAUCUAGCACCAUAAUUAUAGAGAUAUGAACCGUUAACAGUAACAUGUAAAGGAUAUAUAUACAUCAGCAGGUCUGAAAUUGGCUCAGACAUGUACUAAUUGUCUGCUAUGUUAUCUGAUUUCAACUAUGAUUAUUCCAAUCAAUGUAGUUAUGAUUUUACCAGGUGACACAACUGUUUAGGAAAUUUAGGAAUGUUUACAGUGGUUAUAACAUUACAUGUCUGAAAUGUUUUUAAAAUAAAGCUGUGUAAGAAAGUGUUUCCUAAUGCAUCAAAAAACAAAACGAUACCAAACUCCUUUUGUGCAAAUGUAUGGUUGUAAUAAUUGAAUGGAGUAAACCUCUUAAUGUGUUACAAUAAUGCAAAUAAAGUUUGGAGAUGUAAAUGUUGA
Ictalurus punctatus (channel catfish) is the source of this 1468-nucleotide messenger RNA. RefSeq names its product enoyl CoA hydratase domain containing 1 (gene echdc1). Gene Ontology annotation, molecular function: enoyl-CoA hydratase activity. Gene Ontology annotation, biological process: fatty acid beta-oxidation. Bases 76 to 984 code for a protein of 302 amino acids. The record is from RefSeq and is a predicted model, not a curated record. The transcript is spliced from 6 exons. Gene Ontology annotation, cellular component: cytosol. Lineage: Eukaryota; Metazoa; Chordata; Actinopteri; Siluriformes; Ictaluridae.